This is a messenger RNA of Asparagus officinalis (garden asparagus), 2323 nucleotides long. Its product is annotated as external alternative NAD(P)H-ubiquinone oxidoreductase B3, mitochondrial-like. Gene Ontology annotation, molecular function: calcium ion binding; NADH dehydrogenase activity. Lineage: Eukaryota; Viridiplantae; Streptophyta; Magnoliopsida; Asparagales; Asparagaceae. Bases 81 to 1817 code for a protein of 578 amino acids. The record is from RefSeq and is a predicted model, not a curated record. The transcript has 10 exons.
UUCCUCCUCUACGCCCUCUCUCCGCUCGUCCAAUUUAUUUUCAGAAUUUUCACAAAAAAAUUAAAAUAAAAAGAAAAACGAUGCGGGUCGGUGCUUUCUUCUUCGAUCGGGCUUCGAAAGCUCUAAAGAAUCCGACGUUCACGAAGCUCGUCGUCGUUUUCACCGUCAGUGGCGGAGGACUAGUGGCAUAUGCUGAUUCCAAGUCAGACAUUGGUUCUGAAUUAUCUCAAGCAUCUAACAGGAAGAAAGUUGUAGUUCUUGGAACUGGUUGGGCAGGGACCAGUUUUUUGAAAACUCUAGAUAGUUCCUUGUAUGAUGUACAAGUGAUAUCACCUCGUAACUAUUUUGCAUUUACCCCUUUGUUACCAAGUGUCACAUGUGGAACGGUGGAACCACGUAGUAUUGCUGAACCAAUCCGUAAUAUCAUAAAAAAGAAAAAGGCAGACAUCAAAUUCUGGGAAGCUGAAUGUUUUAAGAUCGACCCAAAGAGCAAGAAGGUUCAUUGUCGAUCUAAUAUAGGGACAAACUUAGAUGGCACUGGCGAAUUUGCAGUAGAUUAUGACUACUUGGUUAUUGCUAUUGGAGCUAGGCCAAAUACAUUCAACACGCCUGGUGUGACUGAGAACUGCCAUUUCCUAAAGGAAAUAGAGGAUGCUCAAAGAAUUCGGAAAAGUGUGAUGAACUGCUUUGAGAAGGCAGCUCUACCUAAUCUUAGUGAAGAAGAGAGGAGAAAAACUCUACAUUUUAUUGUGAUUGGUGGAGGUCCGACUGGGGUAGAGUUUGCAGCAGAACUCCAUGAUUUCGUUUCUGAAGAUUUGGCUAAGCUGUAUCCUAACAUUCGAGAUCUAGUGAAAAUAUCAUUGAUUGAAGCUGGUGAUCAUAUCUUGACGAUGUUUGACAAGAGGAUUACUCAAUUUGCUGAAGAGAAAUUUCAAAGGGAUGGCAUUGAUGUGAAAACAAAUUUCCGAGUCGUCAAGGUUUCUGAUAAGGCCAUCACGAUGACAAAUCCAUCAACAGGAGAAAUUUCUGUGCCUUACGGGAUGGCAGUCUGGUCCACUGGCAUUGGUACUCGCCCAAUCAUAUUGGACCUUAUGAAAGAAAUUGGCCAGGCUGGUCGGCGUGUGUUGGCAACUGACGAGUGGCUUAGAGUACUUGGAAGUGAUGAUGUGUAUGCACUUGGGGAUUGUGCCACUAUAAACCAGCGGAAGGUCUUGGAAGAUGUAUCGUCAAUUUUUCAGAAAGCAGACAAAAACAAUUCGGGAAAAUUGACCGUUAGAGAACUCAAAGUUGUUUUAGAUGAUAUAAUCGAAAGAUACCCUCAGUUGAAACUCUAUCUCAAAAGCAAGCAAAUGAAAGAUAUUUUGGAUCUCUUGAAGGAUUCUGAUUUUAAUCCUGAAGGUGAAUCUGUUGAACUGGACAUAGAGCGUUUUAAGAGAGCCCUUGCAAAUGUGGAUUCACAAGUCAAGAUGCUUCCUCCAACAGCUCAGGUUGCGGCACAACAAGGAACUUAUCUUGCCAAAUGCUUAAACAAAAUGAAGCAAUGUGAAGAAAAUCCUGAAGGUCCUCCUCGUAUUAGAGGACAGGGACGUCAUCGAUUUCGCCCCUUCAGGUAUAGGCAUUUAGGCCAAUUUGCUCCGCUUGGUGGGGAGCAAACAGCUGCACAACUGCCAGGAGAUUGGAUUUCUAUAGGCCAUAGCAGUCAAUGGCUCUGGUAUUCUGUAUACGCAAGCAAGCAAGUCAGUUGGCGCACAAGAUUCCUCGUGGUAUCUGAUUGGAUGAGAAGAUUCGUCUUUGGGAGGGACUCGAGUCGCAUGUGAGCCAGUUCUCUAAGAAGAUAACUACUCAACGGUUGGAUUUACUGACAAUCAUUCACUUUCAUAUAUUUCAUUGAAGGCACAGCUAUUCUUUUAAAAAAAAAUUUUGAGUUUUGACUGAGAUUCAUUGUUACGACCGGGUAGUAACUAUCGGUUUUGAUGAGAAAUUUAGUAUGCUACAAUUUUUCUUGAAAGAUGAUGUAUUGUUUCACUUGGCAAGUGUUAUGCAUUGUACGAGUUUCGGGCGCUAAUGAAUAGUGACAGGAGGAAGUUUUGUUAGCUUCUUCACAAGUCAAGGUGUCUCUAAAGCUUCUGCUGCUGAGUAUUGGUCACGCUCCUAGACAAAAAUAAGGAUGUAUCACUUCCGAAGUAGCAACAAAGUAAACCUUUUGAGGUGCCCUGACUCUCAUUUGUUGAUACAAGUAUAUGCAUGAUGAGAGAAUAAUUACUUGGCGACUGUAAUAUUCAGCGCACCUUGCGAUAUUUUCCGUUGCAGUCAUUUUCUCGUA